Messenger RNA from Phodopus roborovskii (desert hamster), 952 nucleotides. It is a transcript of the gene Tmem14a, whose product is annotated as transmembrane protein 14A. NCBI's taxonomy places the organism in Eukaryota, Metazoa, Chordata, Mammalia, Rodentia, Cricetidae. Gene Ontology annotation, biological process: regulation of heme biosynthetic process. The transcript is spliced from 5 exons. The coding region runs from base 138 to 437 and encodes 99 amino acids. Gene Ontology annotation, cellular component: mitochondrial membrane. The record is from RefSeq and is a predicted model, not a curated record.
AGACAAGGCUGGUCGCAAUACGGCAGUGCGCCUGCGCAGAAACUGCUUCCGGGUGAGGUACUGCGCUUGCGCGUCCCUGCCUCUUCCCUUCUCCAGCUGCAGCAAGGUCUCAGGGCUGCAGACUUGCUUCCUCACCAAUGGACCUGGUUGGUUUUGGUUAUGCAGCCCUUGUGACAGUUGGAAGUAUUUUAGGAUAUAAGCGAAGAGGUGGAGUCCCAUCUUUGAUUGCCGGUCUCUCUGUUGGACUUUUGGCUGGAUAUGGAGCCUACCGUGUCUCCAAUGACAAACGAGAUGUCAAAGUGUCAUUGUUUACAGCUUUCUUCCUGGCCACGAUAAUGGGUGUGAGAUUCAAGAGGUCCAAGAAAAUAAUGCCUGCUGGCUUGGUUGCAGGGUUAAGCCUGGUGAUGAUCCUGAGACUGGUCCUGCUGUUGCUUUAACAUCUAGAGGAGCCAAGAGCCAAACCCCCAUCAUUCUACUGUACCUGACUGAGCAGGUUCUUGCAUUUCAAAGAGCAAUUUAAAGAGGUGGCAAAUGUCUUACACCAAAACAAAAAUAAUGUCACCCUAAUAUUGAAAACUAAUUAUCAAUAUUUGUUUCCCUCUUUUUUAUUUAAAGCACACAUUUUACCUGUUUCUGUUUGUUAACCUUGGUCUUUAAUGAGUUGUUAUGUAUUCACUUGCUCUAUCUCAUUUUGUGUGUGGAAUUUGGGGGCCUGCUGUUUUCUGAUUCUGACAAUUCCAAACACUUAUGACCUAGAUAAGUUUAAGUUAAACUGCAGGGAUUCCUGGAGUGAACCACAGGGCAUGACAAUGAGUUGUAUGUCCCUUUGUUACGGUAGGGAUUUUAUUUGUAUUGUCGGCGGGAGUUUUUGCACUGAAGGGAUUCUAUGCUCAGCUCAUUAGUGUCCUGACAGAUUGUACUCAGUAUUCCAAUAAAAUACAUUCCAUUUUCA